GGGUGCGGUUGUUCCGCGAGUCAGGGAAAAGUGCGUCGGUUAAGUUUCACGAGAAAGUUUUUCCGCGGUUAUAAAGUGUACGAAGUGAACCAGCGUGGGAGAAAAGGUUAUCAUUGCUGCGAUCGUUUCGAUCAUACGUUUCGUCGUCUUGUCGAUUCUCAUUGGCAUCCUAGAGAUCGGAGAAACGAUUUGGAGCGCGUUUACGACUGGAAAAGUUACGAUCGCAACGUUUCUCAUUUACGAAGGACUAAUCUCGACGCUUAAGCGAGACCGUCCUACAACGAAUUCGAAAAUUCUGAAACAAAAGAAAGGUGGCUAUCCAACAGUAUAUUGGAGCAGUUGUUCGUGUUAAACCAUUGUCGAUAUUCGCAAAAAGAUUAUCAAGAAACGCUCGAUAUUUGUCUUCGCGCUGGAGCGUCGACGAACGAAUACUAAACGCGAUCGUGCGACGUGGCGGCGACGCCAUUUUGUGAAGACUCCUGUGUGCGUCCCGCGAGCAACAACGGCCUCUUUCGAGCCGUGACCUCUCGAAUCACGGAAAGAAUAGUGUUUUCUUUCGGUCGCGCCGGCUCUCGACUGUAUCGCGAGAGAAAAGGACGGAAGAAGACGAGUGUUGUAACGUUGACGAAAUUUUAUCAUAGACCAUUCGUCCUGGGUCGCAUCGCAUAGCAACCAUGAGACUGGAAAUUGUGUCAGCGGCAGAUUUUUUGGUGCAUCUACUGCGUCUUCAGACUGGUCAACUGUCUGAGCGCCAGCUGGAGAUGUUCAAGUCCUCUUUAACAGAGGUUUUGCGUCAUCGUUACAGGGAUCACUGGUUCCCGGAUCGUCCAAAUCGUGGCUCCGGUUACCGUUGCAUACGUAUCAACGGCAAAAUGGAUCCGGUAAUUGCACAGGCAGGUGCAAACGUCGGGUUAUUACCAACAGUAUUGCAUAGCCUGUUCCCCAGCGAACUCACUAUGUGGAUCGACCCGUCGGAAGUAUCUUACAGAAUCGGUGAAAACGGAUCCAUCUGUGUUCUAUACGAACGCACGGAGCCCGAACCCGAAGUCCCAUCAACAUCAACAUCAGCACCAGCAUCAACAUCAGCAUCAGCAUCAGCACCAACAUCAGCACCAACAUCAGCAUCAGCACCAGCACCAGCACCAUCAUCAGCAGCAGCAGCGCAACAGCAACAGCAGUUCGAGAGUUGCAAAGACUCGUUGUUGCUGGAGCACUCGCAGUUCAGCGAGCAGAUCGCCGCGUUCGUUUCCAGUUGAAGCGUUUUUCCACACGGGUUCAUCGAUGCGACGGCGCUAGCGUCUCGCGUCAUUUCCAUUGGACGUGCAUCACGCUCUCGGACUGAUCAAAGCACAUGCGUUUCGUGAUAUGUGAUCGCGUUCCUCUGGUCGGGUGAAUAUUUGACUCUCGUGCACUCGAACGCGCAAUUCCACUCCGUACGAGUCGAGUUUCUACAAAAAUUUAGUGCAACGGGCUCUUUCGUGCGCAUCGUUAUGAAAAUGGACAUGAAAUGUGUAAAAAAAAAAGUGUACAACAGUUUUUUUUUUUGGCUAAAUCUGGUUCACCGAAGAAAUUCGUCCAAUACGAUAUCGUCCGACGGGGCUUGACCGGUUUUACCGACGGGUCCUGAUAGGUCGCAACGAUCGUAACCACGAUUGACUCUAGUCCAACCAUAUAUAUGCGAGUCAUCCUGAAUUUUCGUCAACCGUACGAAAGAGAGGGGGUACUCAUGUUAAGAAGUCACCAUCGUCGUUUGAAUAUUCGAGGAGAAUACUGCGCGUUCGCGUAACGACAUGUACCUUGACCAGCGGUUCUCUUGCGUCCUGGCGUGUCUCGCGAGAAGAUCCAGCUCUUUUCAGGUCUUUCCGUCGGAAAGAUUCUAACGGCUGGCGAGUCCGCGCCUGCAAAAGUGAGAAAAAAAAUAUGGGCGAGCUCUGUGAGGAUCCCUCUCAGCCCGACAAAUUGAUCUCAGCUCUCCUCCCGCGUACUUCCGUUUAUCCUGAAAAGAAGCUACGCCCGGAGUGGGGAACAACGAACCAGUCUGACCCUCUCCUAUGUUCUCGUGAGAGGAAAAGCGAAAUAAAGCCUCUCUCCCUCGAGAAGGAUUCAACAACGUGUUUUUACCGUCGCAAAUCUCUUUUCUUCCACGAACGUCUCUUAUGUAUCAAUCUAAUUGAUUAUUCUGAACCCUCUCGUGUUCCGAUGUUCUUGGUAUGCUCUCCCUCUCCUGACGAAGAACGAACAUCGAGGACGAAGAUGAAAAAGGAUAAGCUCACUCUCGAGUGAAAAAUCCACGAACAAUAUAUGCGCUGCAUUCUCUCUUCUGUCCGCAUGGUCAUCACGCUGUGGUCGUCAAGGAUUUUUUUUUCUCCCUAACCUCGCACUGUCAAUGCAAAUUACCACCGAGCCACACACAAACACCAAACACAUAUUAUUUAAAAAAAAACAGCCGAAAAAAAUAAAAAAAAAAUAAUAGUCCGAGGAAGGAAACAACAUAUACAUAUUUCUGUCACCACGUCGUCGAACAUAUAGAAGAAAUCUGUUACAAUCGACAAUUAUCGAUCUAUCAGCUUUUGAUUUUCUUCUUUAAUACGGAGCUUCUCAUACGGGACGCGUUGACGAGCAUGCUGACGACGACGACGUCAGCUUACCGUCGGCGUCAUUGGUAUCCUAGCAGUGGCCCACUUAUCGUUCUUGGAUCGUCCAUCGCCAUUGUUUCAUUGGCCGUCGGCUGUCGAGCAAUCUCGAACUCGACCCACACGUUGGCAUCGUUGACACAAUAAGAACACACGUUACACUUCAUACGUACAAACCUUUAACAAAAUGCGUGAGUUUAUAUGUACAUAUAUAUAGGUAUUAUGUAUGUAGAAAGCACAUGUACGCGCGAGCGGACGGAAACGAAGCUCGCGGGUAUAUGAUGCGUCAAAUUGUAUAUUAUCUGUUUCGCGAGCGUAGAGCAAGGGAGAACGAACGUGCGCGAGAGAGUGAGAGUGACAGAGACGAGCGUAUGGGGCGAACGAGAGUGAGAAAGAGACGAACGCUUGGUGCGUAUGAAAGCAAAGCAAACAAACAAAUAUGAAGUAAACAACUGUGAUUUUCGUCGCAUGAGGGUGGGGGGUGUGUUUCGUGCAUAUACCGAAUAAUUAUCUUUUCUGGUGUUUCGAACGUGACAGAGUGAUCGAGUCAAAUUUCGGAUGCAUGCUGGGUACGAAUGGGGAACGAGUAAAAGUGAACGUCAUCAUGUGGUUAUCUUUCGAUCCAUCGAUUUAUAUUUCGACAAUAACGCUCAUGAAUU
Molecule: messenger RNA, 3292 nt
Organism: Eufriesea mexicana
Lineage: Eukaryota; Metazoa; Arthropoda; Insecta; Hymenoptera; Apidae
Product: protein BTG2
Biological process (GO): negative regulation of cell population proliferation
Cellular component (GO): cytoplasm; nucleus
Source: RefSeq, a predicted model, not a curated record